Molecule: messenger RNA, 423 nt
Organism: Strongyloides ratti
Lineage: Eukaryota; Metazoa; Nematoda; Chromadorea; Rhabditida; Strongyloididae
Exons: 2
Coding region: 1-423 (140 amino acids)
Biological process (GO): sensory perception of mechanical stimulus; proprioception; taxis
Cellular component (GO): sensory dendrite
Source: RefSeq, a predicted model, not a curated record
AUGAAAUAUCAGGAAGAUACACAAUUUAGCGCAGAACAGACAACAUUCAUUAAUGAAAAAAGGAUACAUGCAAGUAUGAGUUCUCGUCAUGGUGUUUUAAGAAAAGCUAUACCAUGUAUGACAAUGCCGAAUGCCAUCUUUUGUUGUAUAAGUAAUUUUAUAAUUCCUGGUUUAGGAACAUUAUUAUCAGCUUUUGCCAUUCCAACUGGAUCAAAUUAUGAAAGUGAUCAAACAAUGAUAUGGGCUUUUAUGACCAAUAUUUUAACUGCAUUUUUACAAUUAAUAACAGCACCAUUAAUUGUUGGCUUCAUCUGGUCAAUGAUAUGGGGAAUUAUUUUUAUUCAAUUAUCACGUAAAUGGUGGAUAUCUAAUAUACAUGAUAGAGAUUCUGUCAUUGAUUAUUGUCCAUGUUCUCGAUGUUAA